AUGCCUUUCCGAUUCCAGUUCCCAUGGCUCAAGAACCCCACCACAACCGGUGGCACCUCCAACCUAGACACUAACCCUAGCCCACGCUUCCCGAACCCCUUCCUCCCCAUCCAAGCCCACGUCACCUCCUUCCUCUCCUCCCUCCCCCAGGCCCUCCCGCCGCCGCCGCCCUGGGCCCGCAUCCCCUCCCCCUCCCCAGCCUCCACCUCUUUGUCUCUCCCGACCUCUGAGAUAGAGGAGCGGCUCGCCGGGGUGCCCGUGUACGCGCUCGCCAACGCCGCCCAGGAGUUUGUGCUCGUGUCGUCCACCCGCGUGGGAGGGCAAGGGGCCGAGGGCGUGAGGCCACCGCCGGCGCUCGGGCUGCUCUGCUUCCGGAAGGAAGAUGCCGACGCGCUGCUGGAGCAGAUGGAGGGCGAUAUGCGCGCCGGCUCUAGUGUCGUUCCCGUGGCACUCAACAAGGUUAUCCAACUGAAGUCGGAUGGUGUGGCGUUUAGAUUCCUGCCUGAUUCAUCUCAGGUGGCUAAUGCAAUUAAGCUGAUGCAAGAUGAAGGGCUGUAUGCCAGAGGGGGAUUUCCAGGAGUGCCAGUUUUUCAGUCAAGGAGCUUGGUCCUGAUGAGUGACAACAAGAGAUAUCGUCCAGUUUUUUUCAGAAAGGAGGACUUGGAUAACUCACUGCACCGGACCUCCCGUGAUCAGCAAAAACCUAAUCCUGUUGUUAGGUUUGGUGACACUCAGGUUUCUUCUUUGGAAGAUAUCAUUAAAUCUAUGAAGGAUAGCUCCUCCCCAAAAUGGGAUGAUGUUGUAUUUAUUCCUCCUGGAUUUGACCUUGCUACUGGCUCGACACCAUCACACCUCAGCAAGUAG
Messenger RNA from Miscanthus lutarioriparius, 864 nucleotides. The record is from the annotation of a GenBank genome assembly. Lineage: Eukaryota; Viridiplantae; Streptophyta; Magnoliopsida; Poales; Poaceae.